Chinchilla lanigera (long-tailed chinchilla) is the source of this 768-nucleotide messenger RNA. Its product is annotated as FUN14 domain-containing protein 1-like. Bases 31 to 498 code for a protein of 155 amino acids. The record is from RefSeq and is a predicted model, not a curated record. Lineage: Eukaryota; Metazoa; Chordata; Mammalia; Rodentia; Chinchillidae. Gene Ontology annotation, cellular component: mitochondrial outer membrane. The transcript has a single exon. Gene Ontology annotation, biological process: autophagy of mitochondrion.
ACCACCCCAGAACUGGCUGCCGGCGGUAUCAUGGCGUCCCGGAAGCCCCCUCCCCAAGAACGUGAAAGUGAUGACUACUCUUACGAAGUGUUGGAUUUAGCAGAAUACGCAAGAAGACACCACGGGUGGAAUCGAGUGUUUGGCCACCCAUCAGGACCUAUGGUUGAAAAAUACUCAGGAGCUACCCAGAUUGUAAUGGGUGGCGUGGCUGGCUGGUGUGCAGGAUUUUUACUCCAGAAAGUUGGGAAACUUACAGCAACGGCCGUAGGUGGUGGCUUUCUUCUCCUACACAUUGCCAGUCGCAGUGGCUACGUUCAGAUCGACCGGAAGAGAGUGGAAAAAGACGUAAACAAAGCAAAAAGACAAAUUAAGAAACGAGCAGAUAAAGCAGCACCUGAAAUCAACAGUGUAAUCGAAGAAGCAACCGAAUUUAUCAGACAGAACAUUGGGAUAUCCAGUGGAUUUGUGGGAGGGUUUUUGCUCGGCCUUGCAUCCUAAGGACAUGAACCAUCCUUCCUAGGGGAUCCAACUGUGAGAAGAGAGCGGCAGCAGGGUGACCUCUGGGCAACAACACAAGCCGCCGGAGGCUCCCGAGCAAGGAAGAACAACUUGCUGCACAGCUUCCAAUUCACAACCUCGCAUUUUGCCAUCUGAAGCUUGGCAAACAAGUAUCUGCUGUCCAACAACCAAGUAUCUGCUGUCCAACUUGGCAAACAAGUAUCUGCUGUCCAACAAGUGGUAUUUGAAUAAUAGUAUUCUUGAGCAAAA